This is a messenger RNA of Pseudomassariella vexata, 1137 nucleotides long. Its product is annotated as O-methyltransferase. Gene Ontology annotation, molecular function: O-methyltransferase activity. NCBI's taxonomy places the organism in Eukaryota, Fungi, Ascomycota, Sordariomycetes, Amphisphaeriales, Pseudomassariaceae. The transcript has 4 exons. The record is from RefSeq and is a predicted model, not a curated record. Bases 1 to 1137 code for a protein of 378 amino acids.
AUGUUGGCCCUUUCCGAGCCCAAGAACAUGCAUCGAGUGCGUGCCGACGAGGCCUCACGGCUCAAGAUGCAGGACUCUCUGCGUAGUGCCGCCGAGGCCAUGGAAACGCCCAACGACACGAUGCUACGUCUGUUCAACGGGGCUCUCGAAGUUCCCAUGAUUAAAGCCGGCGUUGACAUUGGUCUCUUCAAGAUGCUCGUCGCGAGCCAGACACCUUUGACUCUGGCAAAGAUUGCAAACACUACAAAGGCGGAGCCAGUCUUUCUCGGGCGCAUUCUGCGCUACCUCGCGGCGACGCGCUUCAUCACGGAGACAGGCAAGGACCAGUUUAGCGCCAACCUCAGCACCCAGUCACUCGCAGAUCCCGCCAUAGAAGGCAGCUUGAACUAUAUCUUCGCAAUUGCCAUUCCGGCUUACAUGGCCCUCCCCGAGUUCUUGCGGCAGACGAGCUUUCAGGCUCCCCCCGGCACCCAAUGUGCGUGGCAGCAGUCGGUAAAGACGGACAUGGACUGGUUCCCUUACUACAAGCAGCAUCCAGAGCAGCUCUCAUACUUCCAGAAGCUCAUGAGCGUGCCACGCGACGGCGAAUGGUUCGACGUCGUCCCGUUUGCUGAAGAGGCCGCCAAUGUCAGCCCGGACCGCGCACUCUUCGUCGACAUUGGAGGCAGCAUCGGCCACCAGAGCAAGCGGCUGAGGUCAAAGUACCCCACGCUUCCCGGCAGGGUCAUUGUCCAGGACCUGCCGGAGACCGUCAAUGUGGCGACGCCUGCACCGGGCGUCGAGUUUAUGGCCUAUGACUUUUUCACGGCCCAGCCCGUCCAAGGCGCCAGGUUCUACUACAUGCGCACUGUCCUUCACGACUGGGACGAGGAGAACUCGAUCAAGAUCCUCAAGAACACGGCCGCUGCUAUGAGCGCCGGCUCACAGCUAUUGAUCGAUGAGAUGGCGCUGCCAAACAAGGACGUGCAUUGGUGGUCAGCGUGCCUAGACUUGCACAUGUACACCAUGCUCAACGCAUUGGAGAGGACUGUCGAUCAGUGGCACGACUUGCUGGGCAAGGCCGGCCUCAAGGUCGUCGACAUCAGGACGUACGCGUCGGUCAUGAAAAACUCCAUCAUUGUUGCCGAGCGUCUGUAA